Messenger RNA from Prorocentrum cordatum, 310 nucleotides. The record is from the annotation of a GenBank genome assembly. Lineage: Eukaryota; Dinophyceae; Prorocentrales; Prorocentraceae.
GCCCCCGAGGACCUCCUCGCGCGCAACAUGCUCGGGCUGGAGCCCGCGUCCGCGAGGGUACUCAGCUACCGCCGCGGGCCGCGGCAGACCGCGGGGGCAUGCGGGCUCGAGGUGUGCGCGUCUGGUGGCGCCUCCGGGGCGCCCUGGGGCGCCAGCGCGGCCGCGAGCGCGAGCCGGGCCGUGCCUCAGAGCGCGGUGAAGGUGCUCGACGCGCCCGGCAUCCUGGACGACUUCUACAGCCACCCGGUGGACUGGUCUGCCCGGAACGCGGUGGCCGUGGCCCUGUCCGAGAUGGUGUUCCUGUUCGACG